AUGAAGCGUACAUAUGUGGGGAGCCUAGCUUGUCAGCGGGACUCAUCCUUAUUAAAGGGAUUUCAGACCACUGUGGUGUCGUGUGAAGCAGUUGACUCAAAGGACAAUAAAGAAGGCCCACCGAUGUACCAUGUUGAGCUUCACGAUACUAUCCUUUUUCCGGAAGGUGGAGGGCAACCGAGUGAUACUGGCGUUUUGAAGGUACUUGAUGGCCCAAAUGCUAAUGAGUCAGUAGUCGUUAGCCAUGUAGCAAGAGAGGGCCUGCAUGCUAAACAUUGCGUUGACAACCUGAUCGAACCGGGAACUAAAGUGGAAAUUACCGUUGAUAGUGGCAGAAGAAUAGAUUACAUGCAACAGCACACUGGGCAACAUCUGCUGAGCGCCUUAUUGGAACAGAAGUACGACUUGCGGACCCUUUCUUGGUCCAUGGGUGAGAUUCCUAACGAUAAGAAGGGCCCUCUGGAAAUUAACGAUUAUUUCAAUUACCUGGAGAUUCCAAGAAGGAUGUCUGAGCAGGAGAUCCGAGAUCUCUCUGAUGCAAUGAAUCACUAUAUUCUAGUCGAACCGAUGUCUAUAAGUAUCCGUGAAGCAACCCGUGAGGCUGUGGGUAGCUUGAACACGGAUAAAAUACCAGAUGACUACGAUCUAAGCAAGGGAAUUGUUAGAACAGUGCAUAUUGGUACUAUGGACGCAAAUCCUUGUUGCGGUACUCACUUGAAAGAGACCGGCCAAAUUGGCUCGAUUCUGAUCUUACCAAAUCAAACAACAGUGAGAGGCACAAACUCAAGACUGUAUUUUAUGUGCGGUCAGCGUGUGAACAAGUAUGGUGAAAUGGCAUCUGAGAUCUUGACUAAGACGAAGGCUAAGUUGAGCUGUCAGGAAGCUCAAAUUCCUGACAAGAUCGAGAAGCAAAAAGAUCAAAUACAGAAGCUUAGCAAAAGGGAACAGUAUUGGAUGAGAGAAUUGGCUGCUUAUGAAUCGAAAGCCAUUAUUGAACAACUCAAACAGAAUAGAAAAGCAUACCUACUGAAGGAUACUUUCGGUACAUUGGAGUAUUUGCUUCACAUACUUAAAGAGAUCAGGCCUGCUUGCCAGGGUAUGCCCAAUUAUAUUUUGCUUUUGUGCGGCAGGGAUAGACAAACAGAAACUGGAUCGAUAAUAAUAUUAUCCACUUCAGGAGAAGAUAUUUCAAGAAUUUCAGGCAAGCUAUCCUCCUGCUUCAGGUGCAUCAAAGGCGGCGGUGGUUCUAGUGGAGGAAAAUGGCAAGCGAAGAUGGCGAAAGUUACGAACCAAGAGUGGACUGCCUUAGAAGAGUUCGUCGCCUUUGAAUUCAAACUUGGCACCUAA
Torulaspora globosa is the source of this 1347-nucleotide messenger RNA. RefSeq names its product putative alanine--tRNA ligase. Lineage: Eukaryota; Fungi; Ascomycota; Saccharomycetes; Saccharomycetales; Saccharomycetaceae. Gene Ontology annotation, biological process: regulation of translational fidelity; tRNA aminoacylation. The coding region runs from base 1 to 1347 and encodes 448 amino acids. The transcript has a single exon. The record is from RefSeq and is a predicted model, not a curated record. Gene Ontology annotation, molecular function: aminoacyl-tRNA ligase activity; Ser-tRNA(Ala) deacylase activity; ATP binding.